This is a messenger RNA of Arvicanthis niloticus (Nile rat), 1435 nucleotides long. RefSeq names its product germ cell associated 1 (gene Gsg1). The record is from RefSeq and is a predicted model, not a curated record. Gene Ontology annotation, cellular component: plasma membrane. NCBI's taxonomy places the organism in Eukaryota, Metazoa, Chordata, Mammalia, Rodentia, Muridae.
UGCUACUGUGACAUCACAGAGUGAAGUCAUAGUAACCCACCCCUACCCAAGCUGGUGUCCUGCCUGAGAGGCAUUCAUCCUCUCCCAACGGCCCACACACCACCUUAGUCCCUCUGCUGGCAAGAGGGGACCUGGUGCAUCCUCUCCCUCAACACCUGAGCCACGUAACUAAUUAAGACCUGUCAGAGCAGAAACUGAGAACUACACCAGUGCAUGAGCAACUCCUGUCAGCUGACUCAAAAUGUUUGUCUCACCCAGGAGAUGGAGCUCCAGAAGGGUUCCUCUGACCAGCGGACCUUCAUUUCUGCCAUCCUCAACAUGCUAUCACUCGGCCUCUCCACAGCAUCCCUGCUCAGCAGCGAGUGGUUUGUGGGCACACAGAAGGUGCCCAAGUCCCUGUGCGGGCAAAGUCUGGCAGCCAAGUGCUUUGACAUGCCGAUGUCCUUGGAUGGGGGCAUCACCAACACAUCAGCCACGGAGGUGGUACAAUACACCUGGGAGACUGGGGAUGACCGGUUCUCCUUCCUUACCUUCCGCAGUGGCAUGUGGCUAUCCUGUGAGGAAACCAUGGAAGAGCCAGGGGAGAAGUGCCGACGUUUCAUUGAACUCACACCACCAGCCCAGAGAGGUGAGAAAGGACUACUGGAAUUUGCCACGUUGCAAGGCCCAUGUCACCCCACUCUCCGAUUUGGAGGGGAGUGGUUAAUAGAGAAGGCUUCUCUCCUCCACCUCCCCUGGGUGCCCGUGACAAAGGUCCUCUGGCUGUCACUGGGAGCCCAAACUGCCUAUAUCGGGCUUCAAUUCAUCAGCUUCCUCCUGCUACUGACAGAUCUGCUGCUCACCAGGAACCCUGGCUGUGGGCUCAAGCUAAGCGCCUUUGCAGCCGUCUCCUUGGUCCUGUCAGGCAUUCUGGGGAUGGUGGCUCAUAUGCUAUAUUCACAAGUCUUCCAGGCAACUGCCAACUUAGGUCCGGAGGACUGGAGACCACACUCUUGGAAUUAUGGCUGGGCUUUCUACACGGCCUGGGUUUCCUUCACCUGCUGCAUGGCGUCAGCCGUCACCACCUUCAACACCUACACGAGGAUGGUUCUGGAGUUCAAGUGCAGGCACAGUAAGAGCUUUCACACCAACCCCAGCUGCCUGGUACAACACCACCGCUGUCUCCCUCCUCCGCUGGCGUGUGCAGCCCAUGCCGGGGAACCUUUGGCCAGCUGCCAUCAGUACCCCAGCCACCCCAUCCGCUCCGUCUCUGAAGGUAUAGAUCUCUACUCGGCGCUACAGGACAAGGAAUUUCAACAAGGGAUCAGCCAGGAGCUAAAGGAAGUGUCCGAGUCAUCCAUAGAAGAGCAGCGUUAGGAGUUAAGUGGGUUUGGGACGCAGGCUAAGCCCUACCAUAGGUGUCGCUCACUAUCAACAUCUGCUUAAGCAAACAUGA